Hordeum vulgare subsp. vulgare (domesticated barley) is the source of this 1742-nucleotide messenger RNA. RefSeq lists its product as uncharacterized. The record is from RefSeq and is a predicted model, not a curated record. The transcript is spliced from 3 exons. Bases 38 to 1450 code for a protein of 470 amino acids. Lineage: Eukaryota; Viridiplantae; Streptophyta; Magnoliopsida; Poales; Poaceae. Gene Ontology annotation, molecular function: protein binding.
UCGCCUCCCCGACUACUCGCUAGGUCUCCCUCGAGCGAUGGCACAGCCGUCGCCGCCUCCGCCGCCGGCGAGACGUCCCACCACCAUACAUGAUCUCGACGACGACCUCCUCCGCGAGGUCUUCCUCCACCUCCCGGCCCUCCCAACCCUCGUCCGCGCCGCCCUCGCGUGCCGCUCCUUCCUUGGCGCCGUCCGCUCGUCCCCCGCCUUCCGCCGCCGCUUCCGGGAUCUCCACCCGUCUCCCUUCGUCGGCCUCUUCAUCCAGCCCCUCGUCCACAAAUGGGAGCCCGGCGUCCCUUCCUUCGACGCCCGCCACCGCCGCUCCGACCGGGACUUCGCCGCCGCCGUCCGCGGCGGCGAUUUCGGGCUCAACGGCCUCCCGGACCCAGACGACGACCAUGAAGACUGCUGCGUCGACCAAGACGAAGACGAGGAGGACAACGACGAGGAGGACAACGACGACGAAGAAGAGGAGGAGGAGGAGGAUCCCUCCCCGGUGUGGGAGAUCGAGCGAUGCAGCGACGGCUACGUCGUCCUCUUCAACCGGCGGGCCAGGCAGAUCGCCGCCUACAACCCUCUCACGCGGGCGCUGCAUCUCUUCCCCUCGCCGCCGGGCAUCUUCAAAAGCUCCCUGACCUUUCAGUUCCACAUAAUCUCCUCCUCCUCGGAAGAGGACCCCGGCUCGCCGCCCCGUGUGGUCUGCUUCGACUGCGGCUUCCUGUACGCCUCCGUCGGCGUCAUCUCGCCAGGCAGCACCGAGAUCGAUUGGCAGAUUUUCCCCGAGGCUUUGAUCCCGGGAGCAGCGGGAGCCACCGGUAAAAUGGUGAACGGGUCCCUCUACUGGACACACCCAGGGACGCCCUACAUCACCGUGCUCAACACCGCCACGAUGCACUUCUCCAGGAUGGACCUGCCGCCGCUCUUGGGGGUCGAAGAAGGCAGCAACCGUGAGUGUGAUUUCGUGCUUGGUAAUGCCAAGGAUGGCAGGCCCUGCAUCGUCUCCCCUGACCCGUGGGGUGGCUGCGAGCUCCUGGUUUUUUUCUGGAGACCCGAUGAAUACGACGGUGUUGAGAGGUGGAAGCUGGACCAGACGUUCAAACUGGAAAAGAUCAAUCAGCUCACCGAGGUUGAAGACGAUGCUUAUGUCGUCGUGCAUGUUAUGGACGUUACAGAUGGAAUAGUGUACCUGCGUACCGCGUAUGACGGCUAUACUGAAGUUCCUCAGCUGCUCCUAUCCUUUUGUCUCGAGACAGCGGAGCUGAAAAAGAUCUGUGAAUAUGAUCACAAGCAGCUCCAUCCCUACAUCAUGGAGUGGCCUCCUUCUUUGGUAGGAGUGCAUGAUAAGGGUCCUCAUUCAAGAGAUGAAGCAUUGUCUACCACGAGCUCUGAAGGAAGUGAUGUGAAGGCUGAUGGUGGCCCAACAGAGCCUGCAUCGGUUCCCAAAGCAUAAUAGGAUCACUUGGAGACUUGGUGAGUUUAUCUUGUUCUUGUAGGAUCACUUGGAGACUUGGUGACAUAGUUGUGGUGUCUUUUGGCAACGCUGGUUCAUGACGACUCAAGCAAUAUAUGUGUCGACACCUUGAAGAUUGAAAUCCUUGGGUCCUACUAGCUAGGGAUAUCUUGAGAGCCUGAUGUCCUCCUUUUUUAUCUUAAUGUGCUAUUUUGGAAUUUCGGAUCUACUAGAACCUUGGUUGUUGAUUGCUUGGCACUUUAUAUGGUUAUUAAUGAUCAGAUUAUGAACA